Molecule: messenger RNA, 318 nt
Organism: Laetiporus sulphureus 93-53
Lineage: Eukaryota; Fungi; Basidiomycota; Agaricomycetes; Polyporales; Laetiporaceae
Exons: 1
Source: RefSeq, a predicted model, not a curated record
CUACAACUCCUUCAGGCGCUCAUCGUCGAGCUCGGGCUUUGCCCUGCGGCGCUGCAGCCCUCCGCCGGCGCACUGUCGUUCCCCUCUCUCCCUGCCCUCCCGCACUCGCUCCGCGCGGCCAAGGCAUUGCUCAAGAGCCAAGCGUUCCUCAACGUGCGCGACUACCUCGCGGUGCGCGGACAAGGCCUGGACGCGUUAAGGCGCGUGAUGCACCCGAGUCGCAGCUCGCUCAUGCGCGAGGUGCGCAGCGGGAAGCGCAUGCCUAGGGAGGCCGUGAAGGAGAAGGGUCUCGGUGUGCUUCUGGUGACGUGCUUUUAG